Cloeon dipterum is the source of this 3155-nucleotide messenger RNA. Its product is annotated as aminopeptidase N. Lineage: Eukaryota; Metazoa; Arthropoda; Insecta; Ephemeroptera; Baetidae. The record is from RefSeq and is a predicted model, not a curated record. The transcript has 15 exons. Gene Ontology annotation, molecular function: zinc ion binding; metallopeptidase activity. Gene Ontology annotation, biological process: proteolysis. Gene Ontology annotation, cellular component: cytoplasm. Bases 123 to 3014 code for a protein of 963 amino acids.
ACCAUGGUUAGUCGACUUCGACCCAUCAAACCCUGCGGUCGAUUCAGAAAGCAAAAUCCAGCUGAUACACUAAGUCCUGGGCCUCUAGGCAAUCAACUUGCUUAGCAUCCAAGUUUGGGAGGAUGAUGAAAGGACGGGGCUUGUCGGCCCUGGGCCUGCUGCUGCUGCUUGGAGCUGCCCUCGGCGGAAGAGUGCCACGCGGUGCCGACUUCAAAGCCAUCAACCACCGGCAUUCGGACGUGCGACUCCCACCUGGACUCAAACCUGAGUCGUACUUUUUGCAGCUGCAGCCGUUUUUGGAGCAGGACCUUUUCCGAGGACACAUUUUCAUCAACAUCACCGUGACUUCCGACCUGGAAAAACGCGACUUGAUCACCCUGCACGCCGGCGCCAAGCUGAAGGUGAAGCAUGUUACCCUGGACGAGGUGUACGCAGGUCCCACCUUCACCGUGACCACGACAACCGCUCCCGUUGCUGAAGGAGAAAACACUACAGAAAUCGCUGAGGAAAUCGAGGAGCCACCGAAGGUUAUCAGCGUGGACCGAGAGCCUCAGGAGCAGCUCCUGCUUAUUAGACUGUCCAAGGAACUUAUUCCAGGCUACUCGUACCGACUGGGUGCAGAAUUUUCGGGGCACAUGAACAACAAGUCCAGCGAUGGUCUAUUUAAAGGUCACUACGUGAAUCAAGUAACUGGCAACACUCACUUCUUCGUGGCUGCUCAUUUCAAACCGAGCUUUGCCAGAACAGUGUUCCCCUGCUUUGAUGAGCCGCAUUUCAAAGCUCCCGUUACCGUGUCCAUCGCACGUCCAAAGGACACCGAUCUGAGAACCAUUUCCAACAUGCCACACGUUUCCACUUUACCAAUGGUGAACGACAUUUCUUGGGUCUGGGACACGUUCGAGGCGUCUCCACCAAUGUCCACCUACGCAAUCAGCUUCUUGACUUCCGACCUGAUGGCCGGACCGUCAGAGGAGGGGGACAUUGUUAAAGUAUACGCCCGUCCAGCCCUCUCUGAGGAAUCCGAGUAUGCAAGAAAAGUGGCCCCUAAGGCACUCGACUACUUUGAAAAGACACUUGGAGUGCGAUUCCCUCUGGCCAAGCUGGACCUGGUCGCUUUGCCUGGUUUCAACGCUCCCGUGCCCGCCGAAAAUUGGGGUCUUGUUUUCUACAGGGAAGGAGACAUUUUGAGUGGAAGUAGCACUUACAACCGGUGGGUGACUUCAUACGUGGUCAACGAGUUGGCCAUGCAGUGGGUUGGAAGUCUUAUCACCCCCGAGUGGUGGCAGGAUGUCUGGAUGAACAGGGCGCUCGUCAACUUUCUCGCGAGAGGAGCUGCUUACCAGCUUGAGCCUGAAGAGGAAAAAAACUCCCACGAGCAGACUCCAGCUGCUGCAGUUUACGCUCUUUACUACGAGUAUAGCAAAAGGAGUCCAUACGCUCGUCAGCCCUCGAUGAAGGACAUAAUUUCAGCCACAAAAGCGGAGGUUGUCAUACGUAUGCUGAAUUUCACGAUUUCACAAAAAACAUUCAUGAACACCCUGCGAGACUUUAUCAAUGCCAAAAGCUACGACACCUACACACCUGAGCAGUUCUGGGCUGCGAUCGGCACCAGGGCUCAUCGCGAAGGCACGCUGCCAUUGGCCGUCAGUUCGAAGGCAGUGGCCUCCACCUGGAUGAACGGAAAUCGAAUUCCGCUACUCACAGUAACAAGAAAUUACAAGGGAAGCCUGAACCUGAUGCAGCGCCAAUUUAUCAGGGAUCCCAGUUUCGACGACGAGCAAGACGUUGAGGACGAGUCCCUCUGGUGGAUUCCAGUCAUCAUGGCGCCGCAGCUGUCGGACGGCAGCGUUGACCUGGCGUCGAAGGCUCCCGCACUGUGGAUGCCGCCGACGCGGCAAAUUGAAAAUCUUAGCGACCCCAGCGAUCCCGAGAACUUCCUGAUCGUGAAUCCUGAGGACAUCGGCCUCUUCCUGGUCAACUACGACGCGCAGAAUUGGAAGCUGCUUGGCAACCACCUGCUGAGAGAGGAGGGACGUAGCGGGCCAAAUGCAAUCCCACCGAGCACCAGGGCCAAACUGUUGCACGACGCCCUCAACCUGGCCAUGGCUGGAGCCCUCGACUUCAGCACCGCGCUUUCACUCACCAGGUUCCUCAAGUUUGAGAAGCAAUUCGAACCGUGGCACCCGUUCUUCAACAUGGUGGACGUGCUCUCCAAAAAACUGGAUGGAACCAAAGCUGGAAAAUUAUUUAGCUUAUUUGUACUGAGGCUGACGUCUAAUUUAGACGCAAGCCUCGGAGAAGCUGGCCUUCCAAAUGAAGUUGCCUGGAAAGGAAAAUUGAGAAGCAACACCAGACACAUGCUGUGCUCCCUAGGUCAGGAAAAUUGCAUCAAUAAGGCUCGAGACAUCUUUGCCCGUUGGGUCAGGAGCAAAACACCCGAUGCUAGCAUUCCUGUUCCUAGCCGCGUUUUCUGUCCUGUGUUCGCGUAUGGCUCCAAGGAAGAGUGGAAUUUCGGAUUUGAACGCUUUAAUCAUUUGUCAAGCUCAAAAGCAGCUGCGGAUCGGUCAUACCUGCUUAAAACUCUAGCGGGCUGCCCUAGAGACCCAUCGAAAAUCGAACGCCUCUUGACGGCAAUCUUGCUGAGCAAGGGAACCAAGAGUGAAUUGUUCUCUGAUGCGGACAUCCGACUGGUUUUGGGAGAAAUUUCAGGCAGACAUGCUGGUUACGUGGAGCUCUUUAGGUUCACGAAGACCCACUGGAAACAGCUCAAGGAAAACUUCCACAGCAGACCUCAUUUGUGGACGGCUCUUGUGACCGCCGCGACCUCAAAUUUCAAAACUGUUGAGGAAUUGAAAAUGGUGGAGCAAUUUAUCGAAGAACAUCAAGGCCACUUUGGUUCGGCUGCCGAGGGUGCUCUGCAAAAGUCGCUGGAGCGCGUACAAUUUGAGGCCGAGUGGAGCAAGAAGCAUCUUCCAGAAAUUGAAAACUGGCUCGUCGGCCAGAUGGUAGAUUAAACUAUACUGUAAUUUUAUUCAUCAUAUUUUGCAUAGCUUAAUGCUUAAAAUCCUCAACGAUAUAAUUAUGUGACAUAAUGGUAAUAGCCUAAUUUUCAAAUAAAUGGUGCACUCUUUGUUGUAAUAAAAACUCUUUAUAAG